This is a messenger RNA of Thrips palmi, 1277 nucleotides long. RefSeq lists its product as uncharacterized. The transcript has 2 exons. Bases 140 to 877 code for a protein of 245 amino acids. NCBI's taxonomy places the organism in Eukaryota, Metazoa, Arthropoda, Insecta, Thysanoptera, Thripidae. The record is from RefSeq and is a predicted model, not a curated record.
GCGGUGCCGGGCCUUCAAGCCUCCGACGCCUAGAGUACUUCUCGGCGUGCAAAGACCCUUACCUACCCUGUUCCUUGAGUGGCAUGCAGCUACCCUGGAGGUGGUGAAACUCCGGUGCGGCCACCCUCGCGCCGCGCCCAUGCUGGCCGCCAUGCCCCGCCUCAGAGAGCUGCAGUGUCCCGUGCUGAAGGACAUGCCGGCCCUCCUGGCGUGCAGGGAGUUGCGGUCGCUGUACCUCUCAGUCUCCAAGGACGCAUCGCUGCAGCUCAUCUUCCCCAGUGUGGCGGAGUACCUCCGUUCGGCCGUCGCCACCAUCGAAGACUUGGUCCUCGACUACUUCGAGGACGAAGGCCGCGCCCAGGCGGUGGACCUGGUGCUGAGCCUGGCCGGCCAGCGACGCACAACGCCAGCGCUCAAGAGCCUGCGGUUUGUGUUCAGAAACCACUCAAAGGAGCUCGACUACAUGGAGCCGCAACCGCAGCUGCGCCCUCUAGCCGCCGUGGUGCACCGCCUCAAGCACCUCGUGAGUCUCGACAUCGGCAAGCCGUCGGGCGAACUCCUGGACGCGCUGGAUGGAGAGUUUGUCCCCAAUUUGGAGCGCCUGAACGUAAGCUACAAUUUUGACUGCCCUCACGAGUGGAUCCACGGAAAGAAAGUUAAAGAGCUGAUGCAGCGGUGCCCGCGCCUGCACGUCUUGGCAGACGCACCUAGGAGGUGCUACAGCGCCUGCAACUGCGAAGUCUGCCUGUGCGAUUUUUGCACGGAGAACACGUGCCACGCCGAUCUCGCAGAGGAAGGCGACUUCAUGCUGUUCAGCCAUCCCUCCGAGGCAAGCUGCGGCGUGGAGCACGACGACUCAGAAGUACUCAUCAGUUGAAGCGUUUGCGUUUGCCUUCUAUCAUCAGCCACGUUUAUAAGUUUUGCCUUUCGCAAGUCUUCCCGACGCGCUAUGAGCUUCUGCCGCCAUGAUCAUGUCUGCCUGAUCGUACGGAAGUGCUCAGUUCAAGACCCACUUGUUGUCAUCGGAACAUUGGAAGUUCAGCCCGAUUUUGUUUUGGCGAGUGAAGUACUUCCUCUCUUGCGAUGGAAUGCAGCAACAGAAGUUCAGUGCUUUGACAAUGUUUCCAAAUUUGACAGAUGCGUGGCAGUUACAUCCACCAAACCAAUUGUAAAUGAUUCUGACCAAUUUUUCACUUAGAUCCUUACUUUUUUAUUGUGAUGAGUUGACGAGUUUCUUGAAAAGUUUAUGUUUCUAUUUAAAAAGUUGUGAGAUUUGA